GCUAGAAGCUUCAUCCCCACAGCUCUUAGUCUAUAAAGCCCCCUUGACCCUCUCCCUCAUCUUCAGACUUCACCUUCAUCUUCUUCAUCACCAGAGACCUCCCAUAGCUAGCUAGAUACCUUUGAGAUCAGAUGGUCAUGUCUGCUCUCAGAUCAUCAUCAUCAGCAGCAGCAGCAGCAGCUCGCAGAAGCAGCCACAAAGCCUGCCACUGGCACAUCUUGCUGGGGCUGUUGCUGCUGGUGCUGCCGCAAGGCGAGGCCUAUCAGUUCAAGGUUGGGGGUGCCAAAGGCUGGGCCGUGCCCUCUGAUAAUGGCACCAUUUACCAACAAUGGGCAGAAAACAACCGCUUUCAAAUUGGGGACAGUCUGCUGUUCGUGUACCGGGCGGACGAAGACUCGGUGCUUCAUGUGAGCAAGGAGGACUACAGCAGCUGCAGGACGGAAGCCCCCAUUGCCAAAUUCUCAGACGGCCACACCGUCUUCACAGUGGAUCACUCGGGGCCUUUCUACUUCAUCAGUGGCAUGGGAGACCACUGCCACAAGAACCAGAAGCUGGUGGUUGUGGUCUUGGCGGACAGAAGCAACCGAUCCGCAGCCGGCUCCAACCGAACAACCGCCGCGUCGCCAUCUCCGGCGCCUUCGGGAUCAUCUGUCAUGGCUCCGGCACCUGUGCCGGAGAGCGAAUACCCGUCGCCUCCGACGGGACCGGUGGAGAUAAUCCCAUCUCCGGCGCCCACUGAGCAGACCCCUCCAAAUGCUGCGUCUCCCAUUGGCAUCAGCUUCGUUGGUUCCAUUGUUGGAGCUCUUCUUCUGGGUUCGUGGGUUUUGGUUUUCUGAUCCAUAUGGUUAAUUGAUGAUUUGGUUUAAGAGUCGGUCGGAUGGAUUGAUUGAUUGAUUGAUUGAUUUCUCUUUGGGUUUUUCUGACUUUGAUCUCCACCAUACGCGUGAUCGUGUAUUAAUUAUUCAUGGUGGAAUAUAUAUAUAUAUAUAUAUAUGGUAUACAUAUAAUGUUUGAUAUUUAUUUGUUUACAAAUAAAGUAAAUAAUUGGUGUUAUGUAUAGAAAUAAAG
Molecule: messenger RNA, 1068 nt
Organism: Diospyros lotus (date-plum)
Lineage: Eukaryota; Viridiplantae; Streptophyta; Magnoliopsida; Ericales; Ebenaceae
Product: early nodulin-like protein 1
Exons: 2
Coding region: 132-836 (234 amino acids)
Cellular component (GO): plasma membrane
Molecular function (GO): electron transfer activity
Source: RefSeq, a predicted model, not a curated record